Messenger RNA from Closterium sp. Yama58-4, 1143 nucleotides. Lineage: Eukaryota; Viridiplantae; Streptophyta; Zygnematophyceae; Desmidiales; Closteriaceae. The record is from the annotation of a GenBank genome assembly.
AUGUCGUGGAGACAGGCUAGUACUGCUGGUGCUGCCCCUGGUGCUGCUGCUGCUGCUGCUGCUGCUGCUGCUGCUGCUGCUGCUGCUGCUGCUGCUGCUGCUGCUGCUGCUGGUGCUGCUGGUGGUGCUGGUGGUGACACUGGUGGCACUGGUGGUGGUGGUGGUGGUGGUGAGCGAACGGGUGUCACUGCUGUUAGCAGCUCAGGGUCCAGGGGAGGCAAGCCACCGCUGCCAAGGAAAGCGGUUUCGUUUCUGAGUGAUGGGGUUGGGGCAGCUGAUGGUGGGGGGGUGACUGCUGUUGGGAGCACUGGAGGCGGAGCGGGAAAACAGCGGCAGAGGAAAGCAGUGUCAUUCCUGAGUUAUGGGGAUGAUGGUGUGAGCGAUGGUGAGGCGGUGACAGCUGUUGGGAGCACAGAAAGCGGAGAGGAAAAACAGAGUCAGGGGAAAGCCGUGUCAUUUAUGAGUGAUGGGGACGGUGCGAGUGAUGGUGGGGGGAUCACUGCUGCAAGCAGCAUGGAAAGCAGAGAGAAACAGCAGCCGCGUAGAAAGGUUUUGACAAGAAACGACAGCCUGGAAAGGGACGAUGAGUUACAUUCAGUUGCACCACUGAGUGUGCCCACGGGGCUAUCCAGUGUUCCCACGGGGCUGUCCAGUGCGCCCACUGGGCUGUCCAGUGUGCCCUCUGGGGUCUCAGGUGGAGGGGACUUAAGCCAGCAUGGCAUGGUCCUCCCCUUUGAUCCUCUCACCCUCUCCUUCCACAACGUCAACUACUAUGUCGACAUGCCCGCCGAGCUAAAAGACAAGGCCGGGCCGCCCGGCCAGCGGCUGCAGCUGCUGCACAACGUGUCCGGCAUCUUUCGUCCCGGAGUGCUGACCGCCCUGAUGGGGGUGUCUGGGGCAGGGAAGACCACGCUAAUGGACGUGCUGGCAGGGAGGAAGACUGGGGGGUACAUUGAAGGGGAUAUCCGCGUGUCUGGGUACCCGAAAGUGCAGGAGACGUUUCUGAGGGUGUCAGGGUAUUGUGAGCAGGAGGACAUUCACACGCCCCAGGUGACCGUGCAUGAGUCUCUGCUCUACUCCGCCUGGCUGCGCCUGCCUGAGGAGAUUGAUAGGGAUGUGAUCCUGGUGAGUGGCGAAAUGUGA